Calypte anna (Anna's hummingbird) is the source of this 1008-nucleotide messenger RNA. RefSeq names its product cilia and flagella associated protein 300 (gene CFAP300). NCBI's taxonomy places the organism in Eukaryota, Metazoa, Chordata, Aves, Apodiformes, Trochilidae. The record is from RefSeq and is a predicted model, not a curated record. The transcript has 7 exons. The coding region runs from base 2 to 808 and encodes 268 amino acids.
GAUGUCGGGCACCGGGGACCGGAGCGGAUCCACGGGCUUCGUGUUCCGAUUCCUGCCCCAGAAAGUUUUCCCCUGCCUGGAGAACAGGGACAUCCGCGACCGACUCCUCAAAUGGUCCAUGCACGGCAGGAUCAUGGCACAAGCAUUCAGUUUCGACCAGAAGUUUAAGCCCUAUGAAAAGGAUGAAUUUGUUAUGGCAUUUUUUAAUGAUCAAAAUGUGAACUCCACUUUAAAGUUACUGUCAUCUUCAGGACAAUGGACUACAUUGGAUUCCAAAGUGACAAAAAUCGAGGCCACAGUGGUGCCCUGUACACAGAUUUCCAUGUCAUUUUUUGAUCGGCUGUACUCUGAAGGAGUUGUUAGAGAAAACGGAGAUAUUGUGAAAUGUUAUGAUGACUAUUACAAUGAUAUUCUCAUCUCUGAUGAAUUAAGGAAGGUCUUGCUUCUGGAAGAUUCAGAACAUUAUGACUUAUUCAGUGAAAUGGAUCGGAAGGAAUUUCUAUUCUGUCUUUUUAAGCAUCUUUGCAUUGGAGGAACUCUUUGCCAGUUUGAAGAUGUAAUUGAACCAUACUUAGAAACUACAAAAGCUUUCUAUAAAGACUUGGUGAGUGUUCAAAAGGAUCCUGAAACAAAAGAAAUACGCAUUAUUUCUACAGUCUUCAGAGUCUCUGCAUAUGACGAAAAUGGCCUAUGUUACCCUUCAAGCAAAAGCCACGAACAGACUUUUGCCUACUUGAUUGUGGAUCCCUGCAAGAAACACGUGCAUAGCCUCUAUCACUCUUUCGGUAAAGGCUUAUUUGAUAACUAGGUCCGAGCCUGGCCGCUCCACAGCUGUAAUGGAGGUGGCCUUCUCUCUGCACGAAUUUCGGUAGGAAUUGCCUGGCUUUCUUACCAGGGUGGUGCACGCCUUAAUUACACGUCCAGAACGGCUCCACGUUCACACAGAUGUUACUGUGUGACAGUUCUGUGCAACUUUUCUGUGUUCAAAAUGGACACUUCUUGAAGCUA